UCGCGGGGGACCGGCGGGCGGGUGUCAGCAAUCCCUGAAAAUGGAAGGCAGAGCUGCCAGCAAUUUGUUUUAUGGCUUCCGAGGUUCCAGUCAAUACCUGAGCUCUUCGCAUAAAGAUAUCGUAAUGGAGAAGCCUAAAGUUUCAUGUGUGAAGAGCCACAGAAAGAGUAGAAAACACCAACGUUUUGUGAAGUACAAAGAGUUCCUGCAGCAGCAUGGCACUCGGAAACUCAAGACCAUAUCACGAAAAGGAGACGGUUCAUGUUGUGCAACUAAUCAAGACAGCCAUUGUAAGCUACAUGUAGAUGAGCUGAGCACAGAUUGCUUGGAUGACCAGUCAAAACUCGAUAAGAUAAAGGCCAUGCUUUGUUCUCUUCCAACCAUGGCUACAAGCUCCUCUGUUUGUUCGACAGCAUGUGACUAUGACAGUGGCUUGUCCAUGUCAAGCAGUUCUCAUUCUAGCAGACCUUCGUCCCCUUGCUCAUGGCUAAAGCCUGGGAAGUGUGUUGCCAUUGACUGUGAGAUGGUUGGCACAGGGCCUGGUGGUCGGAUCAGCGAGCUGGCACGGUGUAGUAUUGUUGACUACAGAGGAGACGUUGUAUAUGACAAAUACAUUAAGCCACAGCUGCCAAUAACAGACUACAGAACACGGUGGAGUGGUAUCACCAUACGUCACAUGAAAAACGCCAUUCCGUUUAAAGUUGCGCAGAAAGAGAUCCUGAACAUCCUCAAGGAUAAGAGAGUAAUUGGACAUGCAGUGCAAAAUGAUUUUAAAGCUCUAAGAUAUUACCAUCCCAAGGAACAAACAAGAGACACGAGUAGAAUACACCUGCUCAUCCAAAUGGCAGAACUGUCACAUACACCUUCUUUAAAGAGUCUAGCAUGGUGUCUUCUGCAGAAACGGAUACAGGUGGGUAAAAAGGGACACUCGUCAGUGGAAGAUGCUCAAACAUGCAUGGAGCUAUACAAAUUGGUAGAGGACCAGUUAGAACAAGACCUUCUUAAUGACAUUCAGGAAGCCACUGUAAGCAUUCCAGAAGAGGACCGUACUGUAAAAAACAACCACUACAUGGAUGAUCAAUACUGGCCAUCAGACUUGGAUGAAGACUGCAAAUGAUUGCCAAAUACUAAACUGUAAUAUGUAUUCAUGUAUAUUUAAAUAUUUGUUAGUAAUUUUAUUGCUGGUUUUGUAUAUUUAAAUAACUUAUUGAAUACUGUUGGCAGUAUAUAGAAAUGAAUGAGGCAGCAGCAUUAUUACUUGAACCAUCUGUAAGAGAAGGCUGUAACAGAUUCUGUAGCAACAGGCAAAUGUUCAGGGCCCAUUUGC
Molecule: messenger RNA, 1327 nt
Organism: Nanorana parkeri
Lineage: Eukaryota; Metazoa; Chordata; Amphibia; Anura; Dicroglossidae
Product: apoptosis-enhancing nuclease-like
Exons: 4
Coding region: 41-1117 (358 amino acids)
Cellular component (GO): nucleus
Molecular function (GO): nucleic acid binding; exonuclease activity
Source: RefSeq, a predicted model, not a curated record